Coregonus sp. 'balchen' is the source of this 4921-nucleotide messenger RNA. Lineage: Eukaryota; Metazoa; Chordata; Actinopteri; Salmoniformes; Salmonidae. The record is from the annotation of a GenBank genome assembly.
AUGGCUGCUGCCCAGAAGCAUGUACUGCGUGUGUAUGUUGCACGAGACACCGCCCUGAAACUUACUCUACUUGAGCGACCAAAGUCAGUGGAGGAGCUGAAAGAAAUAAUGCAAGAGAGGUUCAAGCCGAGACUGGAUGGGGACUUUAGCCUGCACUAUGAGGAUCCGGACUUUGAUGGUGAUCUUUGUCUUCUUGUGGACAUUCAGGAGUUACCAGAGAAGGGCACAUUGAGAGUCGUCAGACCUGAAGGUGACACCUCAUCUACUGCAUCUACUGCAUCUUCUGACACAGACAUUCUCCCACAUGUACCUGCGUUACAGCGCCAGAAGAGUUGGCCUGAUCACUUUGUUGUUCCUGGUUUUGGUUAUGAAAUGGAGCAUAUACUAGAAGAAGGAAAUCACGUUUAUGAAGAAUCAGGAAAAUUGCUGAAGUUAAAGAGGUCACAGAAGAGUGAAAUCCUUAAAAAAAUGGCAGAAACGAUCUACAGUUUUAAACCAUACACACAUGAAAAGGAAUUGGCAAUGGCUGCUCAAGCUUUGAUUAGAGCUCAUCCAUGUCUCAGAAUGACGGCUGGUGAAGACGGGGAGUUGGGAAUGGAAACGUCACAUAGGGUACAAGGUUGCGUCUUACCGUAACAAUCUGGCCAAAGCUGGGGUUGCAGAAGUAGCCAUCAACACAGGGAGGCGGACCCGAAACAACCCUGACAAUGAUCACCCCCAUCAAAACAUAAAGAAAGCUCGAAAAGCUGAGGUCAACUACAUCAUCAACCUACCGAAGGAUCAAACCCCAGCCACUCUGGAAACAAUGAGAGAAGAAAUCAUACAUGAAGUCGAAAAGACUGAGAGAAACCAAUUAGUCAUAGGCAAGCUCAUGAACACAACCUAUGCCCUUCGUCGCCAAGAAAUCGUUGGAGCUCUUGUAGCUCCACGGGUGAGAGACGUCGUGGACAGAUGGCCAGCCCUACUUAUGGAGUCACAGGUAAAAAAAACUUUUAUUUUACUGUUCUCCCUGUUGAGAGCAAUUAAUCAACAUGACUCUUUAGCAUGCCCACUUUGAACAUGAUUGAUUUUUCUAUAUUUAAAUGACUAUUUACAUUUUCAAAAGAUUCACCAAAAAGCAAAUGGCAGAUGUAAAAGUUGACACAUCAAGCUGUGACAUAUUUUUGCCAUUCACAGUAAACAAAGUAUACAGAGGUUUAUUAUUUUAAUUUCCUUUUAGAUAACAUUAUACAGCCUGAUUUAAAUUAAAGAAUGACAAUUAACUUUCUAUUUUGACCUUGGUUCUGACUCAUCCCUAAUAGAAUUGACCUUUGUUUUGCUACCUGCCAACUGAAAACUUCUUAAAAUACAUUCACAAUUCUGUUCCUUAUUCAUCUUUGUACAUUUCUGUGUAAUUCUGUCCAUGUACAGGUGUUUGCAGAGUUCCACCGAAUCAACAACGUUAACCUGCGCAAUCAAUUCUACAAGGAGCUGGACAGACACACGCCUAAACUCAUCACCUUGUUCAGAGACAAGGGCACCAAGACUGGCAAGAUAGCGGAGGAGCUAGCCAAGCUCAUGAGGAUUUAUGAGCUUCAGGUGAAUUUUUUAACUUUGCAUGAUUCAGAAACAAACAACAGUUUGAAGCCAUGGUGUGAAUUGCCUCGACUGUGCCCCAAGGUUAAAGUGAUGGUUCGGAGUAAUUUCACCCUAGGGUCAUUUGCACCAUGACCUCGAGCCAAACACCCCCCCAGAAACUUUUUUCACCUGGGUCGAACAUUGGGAGAGUUAGCGUAGAGUAGCGUUAUCAGCUGAAUAGCUUAGCGCAGGGGCUAAUGGAUCCGAAGUGUCUCUUAACAUUACCCCACUAAUAAUGCCCGAAAUUAUACCAAACGUCUACAGUAGUACAAAUAGGUUAUGCACUCAUAAAACGAUGGAUUGUAAAGUUUGUAAGUACACCAGAAGUGUAUGUAAAUAACACUUGCCUGCUGGCUUCUGCUCUCUGCUGUUGUUGUUGCUGCUGUUACUACCGGGCAGUAAGAGUGCUUAGGGCCGUUUACAAAUUACAACACCGAAAAGAGAUGCAACAAAUAUUUAAUGAUUAAAUAAGGUAAUGUCUCCAAACUUACCUCAAUUAUAACUUGUCUCCUGCUAGUUAUUCUACAGCACUUACUUUAAAAAUAAGUUAAAUAAAAACAUGUUUUUGUUGCAUCUCUUUUCGGUGUUGUAAUUUGUAGACGUCCCUAAGCACUCGUCUUACAGCAGCAACAACAACAGCAGAGAGCAGAAGCCAGCAGGCAAGUGUUAUUUACAUAAACUUCUGGUGUACUUACAAACUUUACAAUCCAUCGUUUUAUGAGUGCAACCUAUUUGUACUACUGUAGACGUUUGGUAUCAUUUCUGGCAUUAUUAGUGGGGUAAUGUUAAGAGACGCUUCGGAUCCAUUAGCCCCUGCGCUAAACUAUUCAGCUGAUAACGCUACUCUACGCUAACUCUCCCAAUGUUCGACCCAGGUGAAAAAAGCUUCUGGGGGGGUGUUUGGCUCGAGGUCAUGGUGCAAAGGACCCUAGGGUGAAAUUACUCCCAACCAUCAAUUUAAUUGAUUAUGCCAUGAACGCAACAUUGUCAUCUCAUCAGAGAUAGACGUCUUGACAAGAUGUAUUCUAUCAGAAAGAGGUACCUUAAAAAGAUACUUUGUCAGCUUCAAUUUGAAGAAGUCCAAAUAACUACUGUUUUCGUAAAAUUUGAUUUACAAUUUUAACUUUUUUACUUUGUGAGUUAUUAAAGUAAUUACAAUAGAAAGUUAUUAAUUUGAAAAAUGUUUUACUGAAGAAAUGAUGACCCAAAAUACUGAAUCUACCAUCUAUAGCAAUGACCACCAUCAGAAUAUGGAGCUAUUUAACACUUAGAUUUUGAGAGUUUGCUCUGUAUUUGUGUAAUUAUUAUUGUAAUGGAUAUUUUUUGUCCAUGUAGGAACAACGUGAUGUAAAUAUGAGACGGGCCCUCGUCCUUCGUGCACUUCCUGUGUACCUGCGUGAAGAUGCCUCCAAGUUUUUCAGGACCUGUAAUGUAAGUGUACUGGCCUCACUAUCAAUCCCUUUGCUUAGCUAUUCAGUCAGCUUAAACAUGACAUCACUCAAAGAACUCUAGGAGAACCAGAGGGGCAUUCCAGAAAGCAGGUUAUGUGAAAACCAUCAGUAUAGCCAAUUGUAUUUUUUCCAACAACGUAAUUUCAAAGUCCGUGUUUCUAGUUUGUCGCCGCAUUGAGUAUGAGAUAAAAUGUUUUUAUAUUUCAUUUUCAGCCGAUUUAAAUAAAACAAAAUAGCCUAAAAUAAAACAUUGAACAACAUUCAACCACUUCCUUAAAGGCUAAUAUAAAAUAAAGUGAUAAUUUCAAAAUGAAAAGACGACUGCAUCUGAAACUCUGUCAGUGAUUUAUAUAACAGCCGCAGCCAGAAAAUGUCUGCUUCCUGUUUUCUCCCGUUGCCAUGGUGAAUAACCGUAUCGGAGCUCCAUUGAUGAUGGCUUUUUACUAGUCGUCAGGCACAAGCUCAACUCCGAGUUAACGUACUCUGAGUCAACUUACCUAACUCAGAUCAGCUGUUCUGUAACUGAAAACUCAGUUUCACUUCACAGGGUAAGUCAACUCUGAGUUCAGGGUUAGGCUCAGUUUGUUGAACCUCCUUUCUGGAAUAGCCCCCAGGACCUGUUUAUGAAGUUUCCUUGAGUUGUUAUUCUGCAAACUGACAUGUAGAAAUUACAUAAAUGAAAAGGUAAGUAUAAAGAAUUCCACUAAACAAAAAGUAUGCUUACAGGUAGGUGUGAAACUAACAUAAAAUAAUAAGCAUGUGUAAAGAAAAUAGUUUAAACAUGUAGCUUAGCUGCAGUCUAAGUGCAAAGUGACCGUAAUGUCUAGACAUCAUUAGCAUGAUUUGUAUCCUUGAGGGGCUGAACUCAUUUUUGUAUUAUUUGUGUUUUAUAGUCAGCAGAUGGUCCAGACCUCACUGACACUCCGGUGGCUCUCCUGACAGUUGUCACUGAUGAUACUACUGAUGCGGCCCUCUUCAGCCCUGAGAGCAUCUGUAUUGUCGUGGAAGAUGAAAUACUUGUGAGUGGUCCCACAAACCUGGCUGACUCAUUUAUCCUGCUCUUUGGGUAUGUCUAUGCACUAGACCUACAGUACCCAAAGAAUCUCGAGCUUACAUUCACAUUUAUCCAAAAAGUUGUGAUGUGUCUUGAGGACAACAAACCACUGAAAGGGCGUCUACUGACACUGAAGAAUGAUUUGUUCAAUGAGUGAAUCACUCAGAAUGGACUAUUUGUUGAGCUGAGUAUUGAGGAUGUUUUUUGUUUUUUUUCCCCUCUUUACAAAUGUAAUAAUUUGCCUCUUCUACCUCAUGUUUAAUAUGUUACACUGUUUGCCUCUUCUACCUCAGAUUUAAUACAUUGAUUGUUAAUAGAUAAAUAUCACAACAUUGACGUAUUGCCAAGCCCAAGUUUUUGCACUGUAGUUGUGGGAAACGACUGUUGAAUUCAUGCACUAUACAUGUUUAAUGUUGUGUGACCUAAUGCUUACCUUGAUGUUGCCAGUUGAAGUACGGCACAGUAGAAACCAGUACUUUUAUUUGAAGGUUUUAUUUUAAAAAAGUUAGUUGCAGCCUUCAAGGUACAGUAAGUGCCAAAACGUUUUAAAUGGCUCCACAUUCUAAUAGUUGUUAUUGCUGUUGAGGAUGGAUUAUAAUUAGAAUCUUAUUGAAUUUUAACAUGAAGCCUUUGUGAGUUUUUAUCAUAAUGUUUACUGAAUAAUGUGAUAUGGAGACCGAAAAUACUGAAUCUACCCUCUGUAGCAAUGACCACUAUCAGAAUAUGGAACUAUUAACACUUAAUGUACUUUAAAACACAUUUUGUUUUUAUGGAGUCAUUUCCUUUUUUGUUUUAAUUU